Molecule: messenger RNA, 756 nt
Organism: Sorghum bicolor (sorghum)
Lineage: Eukaryota; Viridiplantae; Streptophyta; Magnoliopsida; Poales; Poaceae
Exons: 1
Coding region: 1-756 (251 amino acids)
Source: RefSeq, a predicted model, not a curated record
AUGGGGGCCGCGGCGAGCAUCCCUUGGGCAAUCUUCAGCGCGGGCGUGGCGGUCGGGGCGGCGUGGGCGGCGGCGUCUGACGUUGUCAACGACGCCCUCGACUCCGUCCACGACGCGGCUGAGGUGGUGAUGGACUACGUGCGCAUCGCCUCGUCGGCUUACGAUAAAGCCAAGAAAGCCGAGGCAUUUGUCAACGUCCUCAGGGACGGAGUUGUCAAGCCCGUCGCCGGUGUGGCUUCGUCGGCGACGGAGUACCUGCGCACUGCUGCCUCGUCGGCUUUCGAGAAGCUCAAGGCAGCCGCUGCAUUCGUCAAGGACAAAGUCAUCAAGCUGGUGCGCCGCCUGCUUGGCCGCAAGGAAGCCGCUGCGGCGACGCGCGAGGUGGACCGUGCGGCGGCUGCUGCUCACGACGCGGCGGGGCACGACGACGUGCUGUCCAGAGCUUCGGCCUGUGUCGCCGGUUGCCGGCGAUCACUGAGCAGGGCCCUGCCUCCUCCGUCUUCGUCGUCGGCCAUCGUCGUCUCUGCCACCGCACCCGGCUCGCAGCAGGGUUCCGUGGCUGCCCAGCUGGCCGCGCGCGCCGCACGACGGGCUGCGGAGAUGAUGGCUCGCCUUAAGGCCGUGUUCCGGGCGCUGCGUGACACCAUUACUGAGGCCGCUAGGUCCUGCAUCUCCGCCGUCGUAGCCGCGGUGGGCAUAUGUCUCCAGACGAUCGGCGGCGUCGUCACCGCCGCCACCGCCGCCGCGGACGCCUAG